Messenger RNA from Cladophialophora psammophila CBS 110553, 1023 nucleotides. RefSeq lists its product as uncharacterized. Bases 1 to 1023 code for a protein of 340 amino acids. NCBI's taxonomy places the organism in Eukaryota, Fungi, Ascomycota, Eurotiomycetes, Chaetothyriales, Herpotrichiellaceae. The transcript has a single exon. The record is from RefSeq and is a predicted model, not a curated record.
AUGGCCGAGUCCGAGGCAGCGUCCUCUGACCAGUGGCAGGAAGCAAUGCUGGAAGCCUGCAGCGCCGGUCGACUGGAUGAGCUACAGAUACUGUUCAAUGAGCACGGCAUCAAGCAUGGUAGCCCUGCCACACGAUACUACGAAAGAACACCAGAGAGUGCACCGACGACGAGCACCUUGUUCGCCGCAGCCAUUUCUCAUGGACACCAGCCGAUUGUUCGAUUCCGGUAUUCAGUCUACCCAGAAGUCGAAAUUGGCGACGGUGCAAUUCCCGGCGCGCUUCUGGAGCCGCCUCUGGAUCCUGAUAUGCUCAAACUGGUCUGUUCGCACACACCUGAAAUUGCCUUUUUGGAGUACGAAGACCAUAUGACGAGCUUAUUGAGGAAAGCUUGCGAAGGGGGUGCCGACAACGCGCCUUUCAUACACGUUCUCUUGGACCACGGAGCCUUGGACAAAAUGACUCUCAACUACACAUCCCGUAUGGGCGGACCGCUGACACGAGCUGUGGAAUGCGGCCAACCCAUCGACGUUAUCAGCAAGAUGGCCCGCGAUACCCCUCAUCUUGAUUUUCCUAUCAAAUCAGCGCUGUUCCACAGACGUGCCGAUGUCCUCGACGUACUAUUGAGCGAGAAGAGAACUAGAGGACGAUCUUCCUCCCUCCACCUACCAAGAGCGCGGUGGUGGCUCGAGGGAGAGAAGAACAAAGACAUGACCGAUGUGCUUGAACGCCAUAUCAAGAGCUGCGAACGGCAACUGGCCGAAUCUCCUCAGAGAGGCCUUCAAUCGACGAGGAAAGGCGACGCUAAACAGUGGUGGCCAUUCGGCGCCACGGGGACAGAGACAAAAGGCAAGACCAAGGACCAGAGCAGCCCAACAGCAGUUGAAAGCGACGGCCCUUCAAAAUCAUGGUGCCCGUUAUCGAAGAAAGGAAACAAACUCGAGUCUGCCGAUGCACAACACCAUGAGAAGAUGAAGCGGGUUGACUAUUCAAGUUCUGAUGAAGACACGGGAAAGGACGGUUAA